GGCUCAUGUCGUCUCCUCCUCUACACGGGCUCUCUUCUGUCGGUCACCUCUCACGGGACCCGCCGCCUCGGUCAUGGAGCCCCCGGGACAAGUGCAGCUAUUUGGGCCUGUCUCACGGCAACCUGCGAGUCCACUACAAAGGUCAUGGGAAAACAUCAAAAGAUGCUGCUUCGGUGCGCUCAACACACCCGAUUCCAGCAGCUUGUGGAAUCUUUUACUUUGAAGUGAAAAUUAUAAGUAAAGGUAGAGAUGGAUACAUGGGAAUUGGUCUCUCCACUCAGGGUGUCAAUCUGAACAGACUUCCAGGUUGGGACAAGCAUUCCUAUGGUUACCAUGGUGAUGAUGGGCAUUCGUUCUGUUCUUCUGGCACUGGGCAGCCAUAUGGGCCAACUUUCACAACCGGUGACGUCAUUGGCUGUUGCGUAAACCUAAUUGACAACACCUGUUUCUAUACCAAGAAUGGACACAGUCUAGGCAUUGCAUUUACAGACCUCCCGCCGAACUUGUAUCCUACAGUGGGACUGCAGACCCCAGGAGAAGUAGUUGAUGCAAAUUUUGGACAAAGUCCCUUUGUGUUUGACAUAGAAGAUUACAUUAGAGAAUGGAGAUCCAAAAUACAGGCACAGAUUGAGAGGUUCCCUGUUGGAGGCGAGUGGCAGUCCAUGAUACAAAGGAUGGUUUCUUCAUAUCUUGUGCACCAUGGAUAUUGUUCUACAGCAGAAGCCUUUGCCAAAUCUACAGACCAGACUGUGCAGGAAGAAUUAGCAUCUAUUAAAAAUAGACAGAGAAUUCAGAAACUGGUAUUGUCAGGAAGAAUGGGGGAAGCCAUUGAAACAACUCAACAAUUAUAUCCAAGUUUGCUAGAAAGAAAUCCUAAUCUUUUAUUCACCUUAAAAGUGCGUCAGUUUAUAGAAAUGGUCAAUGGCACAGACAGUGAAGUAAGAUGUUUAGGAAAUCGCAGCCUUAAAUCUCUUGAUGGCUGCUCAGGUUCUGACAGCAACUGCAGCAAUGGAAUAAUAUCAAACAAGGCUCAUCAGACGCAUUGUCAUAGCAAAUCCCAGUCUUCUAACCUAAAUGUAACAGAACUUAACAGCAUAAACAUGACAAUGUCACAUCAACUUAACAGCUACUCCAGCAAUGAUGUAGAAAUGGAGACUGAUCAUUAUUCCAAUGGCUUUUCAGCAUCCACGUCCAAUGGCUUCCUCAAUGGCAGCUCAAGGCAUGAGCCUGAACUGGAAGAAUGUGACACUGAGAUGGAAGUUGAUACUUCUCACGGCCGACGUCAGCUGUGUGGAGGCAGCCAAGCUGCAGUUGAGAGAAUGAUUUGCUUUGGGAGAGAGCUACAAGCCAUGAGCGAGCAAUUAAGGAGAGAACGUGGGAAAAAUGCAACCAACAAAAACAUGCUUAAGGAUGCAUUCAGUUUACUAGCAUAUUCUGAUCCCUGGAAUAGCCCAGUUGGGUACCAGCUUGACCCCAUACAGAGAGAGCAUGUGUGCUCCUCACUUAACAGUGCAAUACUAGAUAUCCACAAUUUGCCAAAGCAGCCCCCACUUUCCCUGGCAUUAGAACAGGCCUCUCAGUGCCUGGAGAUGAUGGCUCAGUGUGGCAUUGGUUCAUGUGCAUUUGCAAGGGUGGCGGAUUAUUUACACUAGCUAUGCAGUAGAACAUUUCUGAGUUUAACCAGAUUUAUGCAGUAUGGGAAUAAAGUAGGACACUUAGUACCCCUUUACUUUGCAUUUUGGUUUUUUUUUUUAAUUAUUAUUAUUAUUUAAUCAUCUCAUUUGUACCAGGCACGUUUCUUUCCUGAACUUUAGACGCUUUCAUUUCUAAAAAAAGGUGGUGCAUAUUGUUGUGUCUUUCUAUUUUGGCAUAACAGCAAUACGUCGAUUUGAUUCUAAUGAAACUCGCCAGUGUUGAGCAUCUUCCCAGCGACUGGACUGGAAUAUGUUAAAUAAUGUGAGUUUUUAAAGAAAGGAAAAGGGGGGUGGUUGGAGUUUGUGAUUAGUGGGUGCAUAAGUCCUUUCAUUCACUGCUUAGCUGUGCAGUAGUGAGGACACAGGAGUUGCAGUUUGUUUCUUUGUUUCUUUUUUUUUUUUUAAUAUCGGAGAUUUUGGUGUAGUCCUUCAUUUCCAGAUCUCUAGUGGCUGUAAUAUUAUAUGAUUGUUGUGAACCUGCACGCACUGUGAUUACAGAUGAAAACCCUUACCAAGCCUGGCUGCAAAUGAUGCAAUUGUGUAUGUUAACAUGGCAAGGCUGAUACAUGGAGAUCACCCCCAUAUUGCUUCUGGUAAUUCUAUUGCGUUUCAAAGCAGAAUGCGGUGGGACUUCUCUAAGCUCUUACGUCUGCUGUGAGCAUCCCGAGGGCGACGUAUUGUGAGGCAGCAGAAGCUGAAGGUCCCACAGUGUGUGUGAUAUAGCUAGCUUACGUGUUUUCUUCCCUCCACCAUACAGGCUGCCACUCGCUUCACCAACAUGGCCGUGUGCCACAGCCUCAUACUUAAGGGCCAACAAAGCAGACAGAGUUUUAACGACAAGCGUUUUUCUCUUUAUCACUCAGCUCGAUGUGUAGGAGUGUAUUGCCCUGAAAGCAACAGGUCCAACAGCCCAGUCCAUCUCUGCUGUAUGUCGGCAGCACAGCAGGGCCCUAUUUGAUAAGAUGCGAAGAACUUUUCUCUUUGUUAUAACAUAGAUAAACUUUCCAUUAUAUUAAAUAGGGAGACGUGGUUAAUUCUUUGUAGAAACAACCAAAUAUUUAGUCUUUAAAAAAAAGUGUCUUAAUUUCAUGUUUGUAUCCUUUAAUUUUUAAGUGCAAAAAUAAGUUGCAAUAAAACUGUAACUGUACGUAAAUUAAUCAGCAAAUAAAAGUUUAAUUCUGGACACA
Molecule: messenger RNA, 2881 nt
Organism: Xenopus laevis (African clawed frog)
Lineage: Eukaryota; Metazoa; Chordata; Amphibia; Anura; Pipidae
Gene: ranbp9.S
Product: RAN binding protein 9 S homeolog
Cellular component (GO): plasma membrane; nucleus
Source: RefSeq, marked provisional